GUCAUCAGGAAGCGCGGCGGCGGCGACAGCGGCGAGGCUGUUCGGGCCCAGACAGACGCGCCAUGAGUCAGUUCGGCUUCGGCUCAGGCGGCGGCACCGGCGGCUUCAGCUUCGGGACACCCAAGACGGCGAGCGGCACCCCCAGCAGCAGCGCGGCACCCGCCGGCUUCUCCUUCUCCUCGGCCAUCUCGUCGGGCGCGGGCACCGGCGGCUCCUUCGGCUUCGGCUCCCCCGCCCCGAACGCCGGGACCGCCCAGCCCGCCGCCGGCCUCUUCUCCUUCACGACGCCCGCCGCCUCCGCGCAGCCCUCCGCCUUCAGCUUCGGGAUGCCCCCGGCGUCGUCUGCCGCGGCGGCAGCGGCGGCGACUCCCGCGGGGGGCGUGUUCACGCUGGGGGGCAACGCGCCCAAGCUGACCUUGGGGGCCUCGAGCGCCACGGCGGGCGCCCCCUUGGCCACCGGCUUCGCGCUGGCCAGUGGCGGCGGACUGGCCGGCUCCGGCUCCAGCAGCAGCGUUGCGGGCACCCAGGCGGCGGCCGCGACACCCACAGGGUUCGUGUUCGGCUCAUCGGCCACGACGACGCCACAGCCGGCUCAGGCUGCCCCAACCGCCGCCCCCACGGGAGGCUUCAGCUUUGGCGGAGCGGCCCAGACGGGAGCCCCCAAUUUCAGCCUCGCCUCGCUGGGGAGCGCCCCGCCGCAGACGGCGUCUACCGGCCCGGCCUUCGGGAUCGUUCCCGCCUCCACCAACGCCGCUGUCAGCACAGCCGCCGCAUCGCAGGCAGCCCCGGCUUUCAGCCUCGGGACAGCGUCCACUGGUUCUGGCUUUGGAGCAUUGGCUCCAGCAGCAGCUGUCACUUCCACCACCGCAGCCUUGUCCUUUGGGGCUAAACCUGGAGGUACCAGUGCAACCUCGGUGGCACCUGCCAUUACAAGUUCAUCUUCCCUCCUCGGCCUAUCAGGGCCCACGUUGUUUGCAACUGUACCAGGCUCUUCGGCGCCAGCUGCCUGCACUGCCACCAGCCUUUCAGUGGGUACCACCUCAACAGCACCCAUUGGGACUUUAGGAUUUGGCUCUAAAAUGCCUGGAGUGACUACAGCAGCAGCAGCCGCCCUUCCCACAGCUGGCGCUGCUUCCAUACCUGCUGCAGGAUUCCUCUUGAACCUGAAGCCCCUCGCCACAACAAGCGUGGCUGCUUCCACCUCCACUGCAACCACCACCACUGGCAUGACACCCCCCGUGAUGACUUACGCCCAGCUGGAGAGCCUGAUUAACAAAUGGAGCCUGGAACUAGAGGACCAGGAGAAGCACUUCCUUCAGCAGGCCACCCAGGUCAACGCCUGGGACAGGACGUUGAUUGAAAACGGAGAAAAGAUCACAACCUUACACAGAGAAGUAGAGAAAGUGAAGCUGGAUCAAAAGAGGCUGGACCAGGAGCUGGACUUCAUUUUGUCUCAGCAAAAGGAGCUGGAGGACUUGUUGAUCCCAUUGGAGGAAUCUGUGAAGGAGCAGAGUGGAACAAUCUACUUGCAACACGCGGACGAGGAACGGGAAAAGACAUACAAGCUGGCGGAGAACAUCGAUGCCCAGUUGAAGCGCAUGGCCCAAGAUCUGAAAGAUAUCAUUGAGCACCUGAACACCUCCGGGGGCCCUGCUGACAACAGUGACCCCCUUCAGCAGAUCUGCAAAAUUCUGAACGCACACAUGGAUUCUCUGCAGUGGAUUGAUCAGAACUCAGCCCUGCUGCAGAGGAAAGUGGAAGAGAUGUCCAAGGUCUGCGAGGGCCGCCGGAAGGAGCAGGAGCGCAGCUUCCGCAUCACCUUCGAUUGAGAUCCCCCUCCCCACUCGCCCCCCCCCCCCGCUUCUUUUUAUAACCCCUCAAUAAAAGAGUUGCUUUCCAAACGCCUCUCUCUCUCUCUUGCUGAGCCUUCGCCGGCCCACCGCCAGGGGGCCUCGUAGGACGUAGGAUUGGGGGCGGGCUCCGGGGGACGCGGCGCCGGCCAAUGGGGGCGCUCCCGGAAGCCCGCGCGGCACCCCGGAAGACUCGUGCCGCGAUGAGGAGGUGCGGCGGGGAUGCAGCGGCGGCGGCGGCGGCGGAGGAGCUGGAGACGGAGGGCGAGAGGCAGCUGAAGCGGCUGCUGCGCCACCAGCUGG
Molecule: messenger RNA, 2153 nt
Organism: Thamnophis elegans (Western terrestrial garter snake)
Lineage: Eukaryota; Metazoa; Chordata; Lepidosauria; Squamata; Natricidae
Gene: NUP62CL
Product: nucleoporin 62 C-terminal like
Exons: 13
Coding region: 63-1829 (588 amino acids)
Biological process (GO): protein import into nucleus; RNA export from nucleus
Cellular component (GO): nuclear pore; nuclear pore central transport channel
Molecular function (GO): phospholipid binding; structural constituent of nuclear pore
Source: RefSeq, a predicted model, not a curated record